CCGGGGUGAGCGCUGGUGUGGACGGGAAGCUCCCGGCCCGGCGGAUUAGCUGGAGUACGGACGCUGCAGCCGGUUGGGCUGGUGCCCUUUCCCGCUCUGGAAAGGAAGAGAAAUGGAAGUGAAAAAAUUGAGCAUUUCCUGGCAGUUCUUGAUAGUUCUGGUUCUGAUCCUGCAAAUUCUGUCUGCGUUGGAUUUUGACCCAUACAGAGUCCUAGGGGUCAGCCGAACAGCCAGUCAGGCUGAUAUUAAAAAGGCUUAUAAGAAGCUCGCCCGGGAAUGGCAUCCUGACAAAAACAAAGAUCCUGGAGCAGAAGACAAGUUCAUUCAGAUCAGCAAGGCUUACGAGAUUCUUUCCAAUGAAGAGAAGCGAUCACAUUAUGAUCAUUACGGCGAUGCUGGGGAGAGCCAGGACUACCAGAAGCAGCAGCAGCGGGAGUACCGCUUCCGACAUUUCCACGAGAAUUUUUAUUUUGAUGAAUCAUUCUUUCACUUCCCUUUCAAUUCUGAACGGCGGGACUCGAUUGAUGAGAAGUAUUUAUUACACUUUUCCCACUAUGUGAACGAAGUAGUUCCAGAUAGCUUCAAGAAACCCUACCUCAUUAAGAUCACCUCCGAUUGGUGCUUCAGCUGUAUCCAUAUUGAGCCUGUGUGGAAAGAAGUAGUCCAAGAACUGGAAGGACUGGGAGUGGGGAUCGGCGUGGUCCAUGCCGGGUAUGAGAGACGCCUGGCCCACCACCUGGGAGCACACAGCACACCCUCUAUCCUAGGAAUCAUAAACGGGAAAAUCUCCUUCUUCCACAAUGCGGUCGUUCGUGAGAACCUCCGGCAGUUCGUAGAGAGCCUUCUUCCAGGGAACUUGGUGGAGAAGGUUACAAAUAAAAAUUACGUCAGAUUCCUCUCUGGCUGGCAGCAAGAGAAUAAGCCUCACGUCCUCCUGUUCGACCAGGGCCCUGUUGUGCCGCUGCUGUACAAGUUGACUGCUUUUGCAUACAAAGAUUAUCUGUCGUUUGGAUAUGUAUAUGUCGGUUUGAGAGGGGCAGAGGAGAUGACCAGGCAGUACAACAUCAACGUGUACGCCCCCACCAUCCUGAUCUUCAAAGAGCACAUAAACAAGCCUGCUGACAUGAUCCAGGCUCGAGGUCUGAAGAAGCAGGUCAUCGAAGACUUCAUCACCCAGAACAAGUACCUGUUGGCCACCAGGCUCACCAGCCAGAAGUUGUUCCAUGAGCUCUGCCCGGUGAAACGGUCUCACCGACAGAGGAAGUACUGUGUGGUCCUGCUGACCGCCGAGGCUCCCAAGUUGAGCAGACCCUUCGAGGCCUUCCUGUCCUUUGCCCUGGCAAACACGCAGGACACUGUGCGGUUUGUGCACGUCCACAGUGGGCGGCAGCAGGAGUUUGCCAGCACGCUGCUGCCAGACGGCGAGGCGUUUCAGGGGAAGUCAGCGGUGUCUAUUUUAGAGAGACGUAACACAGCAGGAAGGGUGGUGUAUAAAACCCUGGGAGACCCCUGGACUGGGAGUGAGAGUGACAAAUUCGUUCUUUUGAGUCAUCUCGACCAACUGCGGAAGGAUCCAGCUCUUCUGUCCUCUGAGGCUGUGCUUCCCGACUUGAUGGACGAACUUGCUCCCUUCUUUCUCCUCCGGUGGCUGUACUCUGCAUCCGACUACCUGGCUGACUGCUGGGACAGCAUAUUCCAUAGCAACUGGCGGGAGAUGAUGCCCCUCCUGUCCCUCAUCUUCUCUGCCCUCUUCAUCCUCUUCGGCACUGUCAUCGUCCAGGCCUUCAGUGACUCAAAUGACGAGCGAGAGUCCCACCCGCCAGAUAAAGAGGAAGUCCCCGAGAAGGUCGGGAAGGCCGAGCCGAGCUUCACCAAGGACAGCAGCAGCAAGAUUCCUAAAAAAGGCUUCGUGGAGGUCACGGAACUCACAGACGUAACGUACACCAGCAACUUGGUACGCCUGAGGCCGGGCCACAUGAACGUGGUCCUCAUCCUGUCCAAUUCCACCAAGACCAGCCUGCUGCAGAAAUUUGCUCUGGAGGUCUACUCGUUCACUGGCACCAGCUGCCUGCACUUCUCCUUCCUGAGUCUGGACAAACACAGAGAGUGGCUGGAAUACUUACUAGAAUUUGCUCAAGAUGCAGCCCCAAUCCCAAACCAGUAUGACAAGCACUUCCUGGAGCGGGACUAUACGGGCUAUGUCCUGGCCCUGAAUGGCCACAAGAAAUACUUCUGCCUCUUCAAGCCCCAAAAAACAGUGGAAGAGGAGGAGGCCCUGGGGUCCUGCGGUGACCUUGACCCCUCCCUCCCCCUGGGCGAGUCUCGGGGGAGACCCUCCUGUGGCCUGGGACCCCGGCCCAUCAAGGGGAAGCUGAGCAAGUUGUCCCUGUGGAUGGAGCGCCUGUUGGAAGGGUCCCUGCAGAGGUUCUACAUCCCGUCCUGGCCCGAGCUAGACUGAGGCUUCAAAAAGGUGUGAACUCCUCCGACUUUUAACACGCCCAGGAACAGGUAUUUUUCAGGACUCAAACAAUCACAACGGACACAGUAUAGAUUUUAGAUGACUCUUCUAGAACCAUGGCUGGAAGACUCUCCUCCUUCCUGUUCUCACCUAGGAGUGAGACACUGCAGGUUUGAAUUCUCUAGAUCAAAAUACUUCCCCCUGGGUUUUUUGUCUUCAGUUGAAUGCCGCACUGUUUAACCAGACUGCUCGUUCCCUCUUCUUUGUUGUCCCUGUCCCGGGCUCACACCACCUGCCCUUCCUGGCCCCUCACUGAGAAACAGCGGCACCCAGACAGAACCUCAGGAGCCUGGCCCCGAGUCCGCUCACUUGCCCCCGCACACCCUCAGGCCCCCGCGGCCCUGCUGAGCUUCCGCCGAGGCGCAUGCUCCCCACCUGCCCACGAGGCCUGGUGCCAAGCAGUCUCACAGCAGCGGCGGUUCUGGGAGUCGGUAGCGAGGAGUGUGUCUGGGGGUGUCCCAUGGCACUUUGCCAGGCGGGGCUUUGAAAGGAAAGGGUCUGGUGGGGUCUCUGCAUAGGAGUUUGGUUUUCCUCCCCAGCCAGGGGAAGGGAGGUCUGGGCAGCGAAGGGCAGGGGCCUUGGUGAGCAGUGGCCCCGGAGCCCGGAGAGGAGUCUGCCCAGCGGGAGCUCGGAAGUGACUUUGAGCCGUUGACCUGUACCUUCUCAGACGCCUUUCUGCCUGUCGCGUUUAGGGUAUGGGUAGUGGGAGCCAUAACUGUGAUCUUGUUCUCUGAACGUAGAUAGCUGCUAUAAAGCCAGUAGAUGUCACACUGACAACAAAUUACCCUGCCUGCCAGAGUCGGGAGGAAGCUCUUCACUCCCUUGGCAUCCUCUAGUGACACGCAGGACACGUCUUUGUAUCAAGGACCUUAAACCCUCGACAGUUGUAUUUUGAACAUUGUUACCCAAAAAAUGCCAUGUCUUCAAGUCGUCUUCUGUGACAGGCGGGCCGAGAUGGACUCCAGACCCAUUUCACAAGCAGCCUGCCUCCCGCCUCUGGCUGUGCUUCGGUGUCUCGGCUCGGCUGUUCCACUCGCCCCGCUCCGCUGGGUCAGGGCCUGGCCCGUCGUCAGCUCCGGGUUUGCCACGCACUCUGCAGGGGCUCUGGGCCCCUCGAGGGCGUGCUCUUUGAUUUUAGGGCCAGACCACCAGGGGACUUGGGCAACUUCCAGGAGUGGUCUUUCUGUCAAAGCAAAUGCCCUUUUGUAGAGUGAAGGGCAAGAUCAGGGACGGGUCAUUUACUAAGUUAGUGUUUCUUUACUCAUAACUGCUUUACACUAAGCCACUUGGAUCCUGAGUAAUUUAAACAUUGAGCUACAGUGGUAAAUAAUAAAUUAUAUGAGCCCAGGAAUUCAUAGUUUCAUGGAGUCAGUCUAUAUAUAGCUUUAUUUUAAAAUAAAGAAAUCACUGCCAGGCUUCAUUCUUCCACACGAUCCUUUGGAAGUGGAUGCUUACUCUGGAAUCCGUAUCUCAUGGCACCUGGCCCAAGGAAUUCUUUAGCUCUUUAAUACACCAGGCCUCAAAAUUAUUUUCUGGGGUUUGGUUUUGUUUUGAUACUAGGGAUUGAACCCAGGGACACUUUACCACUGAGCCACAUCCCCAGCCCUUUUUAUUUUGAGACAGGACCUCACGAAAUUGCUGAGGCUGGCUUUGAACUCUUCAAUCCUCCUGCCUCAGGCUCCUGAGCUGCUGGGAUUACAGGUGUGCACCACCACGCCCUGUCGUUUUCUGGAUUUUUUUAUGGCCUUGUUGCUCAUGUGAGUAGUGUUUUGGUUCAGUGGUAGAUUUUUACUUUUAAUUCCUGGUACUAAUGAAAAUUCUGACGUUACUUUCUGAAAACCAAAAACUCCCCAGAUUUUUUCUUUUUGUACCAUUAAAAUGAAGAGCACCUACAGACCGCUGCACCUUCCAUUUGCACUAGGAAAGAAAAAUGGGGAUGGAAUGGACAAUAUUCCUGGCAAAUGUUUCAGUCCAAAAAUUCUGCAGCUCUGUUAGGAGCCAGUAGAUGUGUUCCCAAGAGGAUAUUAGGGAGCUUUUAUUUUAGAUUGAACUUUAUCCUUAACCAUGCAAGCCUUUCCUCCUGAAUGUUGUUUCCAUGAAUUUUAUUUUGUGUCAAAUGUAUAAGCCAUUGUCACAUUCAGCCAGUGCCACCACGUCUCAUUCUGAUGUAUGUAAUCACAGAACCCAGUCUGGGUUUCAUGCCCUCAUCUUCGAAUAUCAACACUGAUGUUCUACGAGGUGGGUGUGUCUGGUCUGUACAGACUGCAUCACAUUUGGUAGAAGGAAUGAAAACUAGCCUGAAACAAGUCUUUAGAACACACCCAUCUCCGAGAUGCUUUUCUUAUUGCUCAGGUAUUGGUCUAACACUGAGGUUGUUGGCCCUGCCAUCUCAGCCAGCAGGGCUGCCCUACCUGGAAGACAUCCUGGUCUCCCAAGAGAGCUGGGUUGUGGUUUUCAAAUAGGUCAAACUCCUAAUUCACAGCCUCUUCACCUGCUAGCCUUUUACUUAUCCUAAUCAGUUUGCUGCUGCCAUUAGUGCUAAGUGUUUUCCUUGUGUACCAGGACAUGGGAACUACUGUUAAGUGAUUUGCUUUGUUUGGGAAUAGGAAUUGGAAGGGAACACCCAGCCUGUUUCCUUUGGGUUUGUUUUCCUUUAAUCUAGAAUUCCUAAAUAGCUGAUGCAGGGGCUGUGGUGUGGCUCGGUGGUACAGCACCUGCCUACAAUCCCAGCACUGCAAAAUAAAGAAAAGAAACGUGCAAAGCAUCCAGUGUAGUUCAUGUUCAUGUAUCUGACAUGUCUCUUGAAAACACAUACAGUGUGGCAGCUGCUGAACCUGUUGAGUUUGUUCAUAAAGAUGAUGGUCCUUGGGAGACAGAUCCAAGAAGAAGGUGACUAUUUUGCACUUUUGAUACCCUUAGGAACAAAUAACUUAUUUGGCAAAUUGUGUCUUUUUUAUGUUUUAGGGUUUUCCGGGUUUUGUUUUGUUUUUUUCUUUGUUUUUGUUUUAGUUCUGUUUUUUUGUAUUGUGAACAGGCACUGAAGCUGAUGUUAUUUUGUUUUAAGAAUAUUACAGAUUGGAAACAAAUAAACU
Messenger RNA from Sciurus carolinensis (gray squirrel), 5610 nucleotides. RefSeq names its product DnaJ heat shock protein family (Hsp40) member C16 (gene Dnajc16). Lineage: Eukaryota; Metazoa; Chordata; Mammalia; Rodentia; Sciuridae. The transcript has 15 exons. The record is from RefSeq and is a predicted model, not a curated record. The coding region runs from base 113 to 2458 and encodes 781 amino acids.